This is a messenger RNA of Staurois parvus, 390 nucleotides long. Lineage: Eukaryota; Metazoa; Chordata; Amphibia; Anura; Ranidae. The record is from the annotation of a GenBank genome assembly.
GCAUGCAACAAAAAGUGGAAAUAUAAAAAAUGGAAAAUCUGGAUUUUUAUAUUAUUUUUUUUUUGUGUUUUUUUUUUCCACUUGUUGGGACUAAUUUCUUCACUUUUUGGGACUUUUUUUUUAUUUAUUUAUAUCAUUGUAAAAUAAUUGCAUUUCCAUGUUGUGUGUGUACUGUGAGAGACCAGAUAUAGUGAAUGCGGGGUCCGGGAAGAGCGUAUAUAGUGAAUGCAGGGUCCGGGGAGAGCGGAUGUAGUGAAUGCAGGGUCCAGGGAGAGCGGAUAUAGUGAAUGCAGGGUCCGGGGAGAGCGGAUAUAGUGAAUGUGGGGUCUGGGGAGAGCGGAUAUAGUGAAUGCGGGGUCCGGGGAGAGCAGAUAUAGUGAAUGCGGGGUC